AUGAGCUCGAAUGGAAUGUCAUCAAGUGCGAAGGAGCUGCAGCAAAAACAGCAGCAGUCAGCAACACUGCAAAGCAACUCCACCAAGGUGAGGCAAAACCCUACUCAUCAAAUCUUGAGACAGUUUAAAUUAAUUUCGGUAAACUUCAAAGAAGCUGCAUUGGACAGUCCUAGCUUCCGGGCAUCUGUAAAUCAUUUGGAUGUUCAAUUGAUGAACAUAGAGCAGUGGUUUUCGGCUCUUUCCUCGUCCAUGAAAAAGAUGCCGAAAUACAUCAAGGAAGUGGAGACAUUCUGUGAUUCUUUCUUGGAAUACCUAUUCCCGAGCUUUUUGCAAGAAGGAUUUGUUGACCAGGAGUACAGUUCUCAGGCCUUGCGAGCAACUCUAGCUGGAAUGAAACAGAUAUGGAGCAGAAGCUUGUUUGCCUUAAAUAUCAGUCCAUCGAUUUCAAACGAUUUAACUCAAUUUAGAACAGCAAAUUUGAUAAAGUACAAGGAAUUGCGUCGAAAGUUUGAAAUGAGCCAGAGAAAGUACGACAGGUACUUGAAUGUUUUUGUUAGUUCAUCAAAGUCUAAAGACGCAGUACUGGUUAUAGAAGAUGCCAAACAGUUGUACCAGGUGCGCAAGGAGUAUCUACACAUAUCGCUUGAUCUCAUUUGUGAAAUGCAAGAUUUGAGGACGCUGUUAGAUAAACUAAUUGUUUCGCUAAUAUCGACUCUUUGGGAGAAAAAGUAUUCCGUAUUUGCAACGAAUGGACCUGGAGACUUGCUAGCUAAGCAUUAUUCACAGAUACAGAGAGUACAGGGAUGGAGUAAAUCAAUUAUGACUGCAUCAAACGAUCUCAAGAAUGAUAUGUUGCUCGCGCGCAAGCAAGUUGAGGAUGGGUCGAGCCUCCAAUUCCAGCCCUCUUUAAAUGCAAAUGACUACAAAGUAUCCACCAUAAGCUACAAAUCUUUGCAAGAUAUAAAUGAAUUUGCGAUUGAAAAGCAUGGUUACUUAUUUAUGAAAACGUGGACCGAUAGAAGUGUCAAGCCAAUUUGGGUGAGACGGUGGUGCUUCAUCAAAAACGGAGUUUUUGGAAUGUUUUUGUUGAGUGCUUCGCAAACUUCAGUGCAAGAAAGUGACAAAAUCGGAUUGUUUCUUUGUAAUAUACGUUAUGCACCAAACGAGGACCGAAGAUUUUGUUUUGAUGUGAAAACUAGUGAAAUUACAAUUACAUUGCAGGCAGAGUCUCUUGUUGAACUAAAAUCAUGGUUAAAAGUGUUUGAUAACGAGAAAGACCGCAUUUCAGCGUUGCCUCCAGAUGAUGAUCUAUUUAGGGUUGCAUCAACCAGAUUUCCGCCAAUAUUCGCAGAGUUUGCGUCUACUGAAAACACAUCUGUCGAUUUGGAAUUGUCUAGCUCAAAAGUCUUCAAUUCAAGUGGCCUGGCAAUUGUGUCGAGUUCGAUGAUCCGAAAUUACGACAAGUUUGCAAAAGCGUUGGGAGUGGAUUUGUAUGCAGAUAUGCCUCGAGUUCAUCCACCAAUCAUUACCGAUAGAACUAGAGACUCUUUUGUUGCGCAUUGUGCCAGCUUCAAGGCCAUUGAUAUACCUCAUGCAUUGACUGCAAAUGUAUGGGGCUCUGUCAACUGGGGCUUAUAUUAUCUUACAGGGGCAAAUGACAUUGAGAAAACUCCGUUCAAGAGGAUACUAGUGGAUCAGUCAAUGAUUGAGUAUCAAGCAAAGCAUAAUGACUCCGCAGUUCCUUAUCCUCCAUUUUACCCACGCGACUUGAUUACAUUUGACAUCCAAAUGCGUGCAUUGUUUGAUAACGUGGUGGAAGUGGGGGAGUAUUGCGUGAUGUCGUUUUGUUGCAUUUGGGCGCCUAAUUCGAAGCAAGAGUUGAGCGGUCGAUCCUUUAUAACUACGCAUCACAUUUAUUUCUAUAUGCAAGCUUUGGGAUUUGUUGCUUUGUACAAGUCUUAUAUCGGUGAAUGUGUAUCUAUCGAGGCUACGAGUCAACCGGGAUAUGACUCCUUAAAAGUCUAUACUAUUGACGGACUGAUAAAGAUGAAGUUGUUUAUGGAAAACGCAAAGAUAAUCAGAAACAAAUUUCAAUAUCUAAUAGACAACAUUGUUAGUGAGAAUCCAAAGAAUCUUGAGGAUGUGUUGGUGCUGUUUAAGGAGAUUGAAGCUGAUAUCAACCAAGAAACGCACGAUAGGGACGUGGUCCGAGAGAUUAAUAACUUGACAAAGACAUUGUCAAACAAGGCUGUGAUUAACAACAGGUUCUUUGUGGGUGGGGAUACAGCCUCAAUUUUGCCCAACAAGAGUGGGAAGGUAACUUCAUAUCAAGUUGACUUCACAUCCCAGUUUAGUUUGGUGAGUGAAAAGAGCUAUUCUUUGCCACCAAAGGCGAUCUUCCAUGCCUUGCUAGGUGACGACUCAGAAAUUUUCAACAGGCAAACUGCAACCCUCAAGUUUGGGUUUGAGGUGAAGAAACCAUGGAGACUAGACACUCAAAAUGGUAAUGUUUUGUAUCGCCAGGGUGUAAGGCCGGUAUUGCUAAAUGGUAAAGCAAAACAAUUGAAGUAUCAGCAAAUUAUUGAGAAAAUGGAUGACAAUUCAUACUAUGUUUUCACCUAUAAACUUUCCCAUUUUGAUUUUUUGCUAGGCUCGCCAUUUUCGCUUUUGGUGAAGUUUGUCUUGGUUGGAGCAGCCGGGAAACGUACCAAGGUAUAUUACUACUUGAAAACUAUCUUUGAACGCGGCUCUUGUUGGAAUCCAAUAAUAAACCAAAUUACCAGAAGUAUAUGUUUCGACCAGUUUUCAAAAAUUGAUCAAAAAUUACGGAAUGCAGUCAAAGCUGUUGGAACACACGGUCAGAUUGUGAAGGCAAUUUAUUUGUACGGCAAAUUGAGCCAUACUAGCGACCCGGAUACAGACGAUUUUUCAUUACAGACUCCGGUUAUACAGCUUGGAGUGGCAGAUUGUGUAAGCUUGCUAACGCACAGAACGGGCACAUUCAUCAGAGAUGUCAUAAUUGGGUUAAUAACGAUAAUCAUUGAAUUCGCACGUCUUGUAUUCAACAAUCUCAAAUCAAACCAAAUAUACCUUCUAAUGAUUAUUGUUUUAAUAGGCUCAAACGUUUUCUUGUUGGGUAAAACGAGUAUCACGUACUGGACAGUGCACAGAAGUAACUCCUUAGCGGAGGACUUUGUGAGGCAAAAUCCAUUGAUUUUGCAAAGAGCAGUUUAUUCCCAGGACGUGAUGGAUGAGUUCAAGGCGCAAGUGGGUUCAUUGAACUCCACCAUUUCUAGUAGCAAACCUUUCCAAAUUUUUGAAUCAGAAUCGUUUACUUAUAAUUAUCAAAAUUUAUCAAAGUUGAUCAACGAUGGUGGGGUUUUAGGGAAGCCAGAUGUUCAGGAUAUUCACAACAAGUUGCGGUCAGAGUUCAGGUCCAUUGGAAUAGAACGUUACGACUUGUUGGUGAAAUUGAGACUUUUACAGACUAGGGAGAAGGAAAUUAUACAGAGAGAGUUUUCCAAUUGGUUGGUAAAUGAAGUGGACCGAUGCGAUUCUAUGCAAGAAUAUGUCGUUGCUGGAUUACAGAACGAAAAGAAAAGGAGACAGGUCCACGGUGGUACUAUUCAACAGAAUUCAGAUUUGGUUGAAGGAGUUGACGAAGUUGUUAAUUAUUGCAAUAAUUGUAAGCAAUUACUAAGCUCGUUACUAUGA
Molecule: messenger RNA, 3714 nt
Organism: Lodderomyces theae
Lineage: Eukaryota; Fungi; Ascomycota; Pichiomycetes; Serinales; Debaryomycetaceae
Exons: 1
Coding region: 1-3714 (1237 amino acids)
Cellular component (GO): plasma membrane; endoplasmic reticulum; cytoplasm
Molecular function (GO): protein binding
Source: RefSeq, a predicted model, not a curated record